This is a messenger RNA of Episyrphus balteatus (marmalade hoverfly), 2518 nucleotides long. Its product is annotated as NECAP-like protein CG9132. Gene Ontology annotation, cellular component: clathrin vesicle coat; membrane. Gene Ontology annotation, biological process: endocytosis. Bases 156 to 917 code for a protein of 253 amino acids. NCBI's taxonomy places the organism in Eukaryota, Metazoa, Arthropoda, Insecta, Diptera, Syrphidae. The transcript is spliced from 5 exons. The record is from RefSeq and is a predicted model, not a curated record.
AGAACAAAGAUCCAAAGAGAAACAAGAAAUAAAAAUUGAUAUUCCCCACCACCAGAAGAAAAUCAAAAAAAGUUACUCUGCAAAAUUAUUAUAACAAAAAUUAUAUCCUUUUAAUAAGAAAUUUAUUAAAAAUAUUGCCAGUCACUUAAAUAACAAUGGAAUACGAAAGUGUAUUAAUUGUCAAACCCGAAGUAUUCAUUUAUAAAAUUCCCCCAAGGGCCAGCAACAGAGGAUACAGAGCUGCUGACUGGAAUCUUGGCGAACCAACAUGGACGGGCCGAAUGCGAUUGGUUGCCAAGGGCACCACUGUCAAUCUCAAACUCGAGGACAAGACGUCCGGUGCAUUAUUUGCCAAUUGUCCCAUCGACACAUAUCCCGGUGUUGCUAUCGAAGCUGUAUCAGACAGUUCGAGAUAUUUUGUGAUUCGGGUGCAGGAUGACAAUGGUUCGUCUUCUUCUUCAGGUCGAUCGGCAUUCCUUGGGCUAGGUUUUGGCGAUCGGUCGGAUUCGUUUGAUUUGAAUGUGGCGCUGCAAGAUCAUUUUAAAUGGGUUAAGAAUCAAGAGCAAAUAGAAAAGGAAAAAACCGAACCCAAACAGGAAUUAGAUUUAGGUUUCAAAGAGGGGGAGACGAUUAAAAUUAAUAUGAGAAUAACUAAAAAAGACGGAUCGGAGGGACCAUCUCGAACGUCCAAAACGAAAACUGGAACCGGAAUCUUGCCCCCGCCGCCCGGUGGAGUUGGUAAAAUUGCUCCACCACCAUCCGGUGGUGGUGGCAGUGUUAGACAGAGCCCCGCUGCUUCACCAGCACAUAAACCUCAAACUGGAACUGAGUGGGGUGAUUACGCUUCUGCUGGAGCCAACAACCAAGCACAAGAUCAGCAGUCAUCGGCAGCAAACGCAAACUGGGUACAGUUUUAAAUCAUAUUACUUAAAAAUGCUAUUGUAAAAAAAAAAACAAAAAGAAAACACCCAACAACCAUAAUGAAUAAAUAAUAAUAAUAAUUUAACAAGAAAAAAAAAAUAAAUAAAUAUUUACAUACAAAAAAAAAUUAAAUAAGAUAUCUAAUUCAUAAGAAUGAUAAAACAUUUAACGAAAAAAAUUAAAAAACAAAAAAAAAUUAUGUAUAAACAUUGUUGAACUGUAUUUUUACAACACACACACAUAUAUACAUAUUAUAUAUACAAAAUACAUAAAAUUAAAAAAAAAAAUAAAAUCAUUAACAUUUAUCCAAUGUCAAGAAUAAAAUUAUUAUUCAUUUAUCAUUGGACCGAAAAAAAAAAUAAAUAAAAAAUAAUAUUAAUUAAAAAAAAAAAAAAACAAAAAAAUUAAAAGAAUUAAAUAAAUUUGUAGUUAAUUUCUUUUUUGUAUUAAGUUUUAGUUAAAAAAAAAACAACAUUAUUACAAAUAAAAUUGUUAUAUUUCUUAUUUAAUAUUCAUUAGAAAAAAACUAAAAAAAAAAACAACAACAAACGAGUAUUAACGAAUAAUACAGCAAUCGAAAGUUAAAUAAAAAAUUUUGUUUUUCCAAUAAAUACAAAACACAUAUACAUACAUAUAUUCCAAUCUUCUUGUUAGGGGCAAAUCAUUUAAAGUUCGUUAAUAUUUUUAAAUACAAUAUUUUUGUACUUAUGUAUGAAGGCAAUUCUAUAUUUUUUUCUUGUUCUCUCUUUUUAUUUUUGAAGAUUAUAUUUUUUUUUCUGUUCUAAUAUUAAUCUAUAAACAUAUUUAGAUAUUUAAAACAAAAACAAAAAAAAUAUAUAUACAUACAUAUAUUAAUGUAAAGUAACUCAAAAUCAAUGAAAGAUAAAACAGAACAUCAAGUUUGAAUUAUAUUCAAUGUAAAUCUAUACUAUUAUGCUAUUGCCUAGCUUAAAAAAAAAAAAUAAAUAAAUAAAAAUAAAAACAAUAAAACUGAAAUAUUAAAAAAACAUACUUAAGAAUAUAAAAACAAAAACACUAUAAUAGUUGUUAUCCCCCUAUGCUGUUCGUUUCAAACGGCAGCGCAAUUCCCUCUUUAAAAAAAAAUAUAAAACAAAUAAUUAAAUAUCAAAGUUUGUUUCUUUCGUUCAUAACUUCAUUUGAUAAUGUUUAAAAAGAAAAACAAGUUAUUCUGAUGUAAAAUUAUGUGAUUUUUAUUAAUUCUUAUAUUGUUAAUUUAUAUUUUUGAAGAUUUACUUGCACAUAUUGUUCAAUUUUUUUUUGUUUUUGCUGAAUUGAUUGAUUUUAUUCAGCAAAAUGUAUAACAUAAACUUAUGAGCAGAAGCGAUCGAAACAUUCCGCAAACAAACAAUUGAUAUCUCAUUUAAUUAAAAAUUAAAAUUAAAAUAAAAAUAUAAAACUAUUUUUUUUUUUAUAACAUUAAAAUUCAACUUUGUAUAUUUAACCAGUUCCUUUUUUAUUUUUUCUUUAAAUAAAAAAAUGCAUAUACAUAGGUAUAAUGAUAAAUUGAUACGCAUGAAAAAAUUAUUAAAUAACAAAAACAAAAAUAAACCAACUAUUAUCAAUAUUAUUUACUUUA